Messenger RNA from Xenopus laevis (African clawed frog), 4031 nucleotides. It is a transcript of the gene smarcc1.S, whose product is annotated as SWI/SNF related, matrix associated, actin dependent regulator of chromatin, subfamily c, member 1 S homeolog. The transcript is spliced from 28 exons. The coding region runs from base 159 to 3725 and encodes 1188 amino acids. Lineage: Eukaryota; Metazoa; Chordata; Amphibia; Anura; Pipidae. The record is from RefSeq and is a predicted model, not a curated record.
UUUGAGUGACAGGUGUGUUCCAUUGAACAUAGCGAAAGGGUGUGGGCGUGGUCAGAGCAGAAGGUGGGGCCGCAGCGGUGUGUGUGCGCUGGGGGAGGGGCUGAUCCCGCGCUUGGCCGCAGUGUUCGCCUGAGAGGCGAGUGAGGGGAGUAGUAACCAUGAAACAAAGGCAGGUGGGCCUGGGGCUUUCCGGGGGCUGCAACGGCAGCAAUAACGGAGAGGGAAGCAGCGGCGGCAGAUUAUCGGGCUCGAGGCACAGGAGGAGGCGCCGCGGAGGAGGAGGAGCGGCGGGCGGGGAACGAGAGGACGGAAGCCCAGUGGCGGCGGCUGUAGCAGCAGCAGCACGGGAGCAAAUCCAGUCCGGCCGUCAGUACCCGGGGAGCCGCACCAGGGAAGAGACCCGCAGGGAGACCGAGGAAGAGGAGGACGGAGAGGAGGAGGAAGACGAGGAGGAGUGUGAGGGAGAUUUGCCGGAGGAGGAGGGAGAAGUCAGUCGGGACGCGGAGUCCAUGGCGGGGGCCUCGGCUCUGAGUCUGGCCCGUAAGAAGGACGGGGGUCCGGCCAGUAAGUUCUGGGACAGCCCCGAUACCGUCUCUCAGCUGGACUCCGUGCGAGUGUGGCUCGGCAAACACUACAAGAAGUAUGUUCAGGCUGAUUCCCCAACAAACAAAGCCUUGGCUGCACUGGUAUCUCAACUCCUGCAGUUCCAGGAAGAUGCUUUUGGAAGACACGUUACCAACCCUGCCUUCACUAAACUACCUGUAAAGUGCUUCAUGGAUUUCAAAGCAGGUGGAGCUCUAUGUCACAUACUGGGGGCUGCUUACAAACACAGGAGCGACCAAGGGUGGAGAAGAUUUGACUUGCAGAAUCCCUCCAGGAUGGAUCGCAAUGUGGAAAUGUUCAUGACAAUAGAAAAAACCUUGAUGCAGAACAACUGCUUGAGCAGGCCAACAGUCUACCUCGUUCCAGAUAUUGAACUGAAGUUGGCAAAUAAACUGAAAGAUAUAGUCAAACGUCAUCAGGGAGCGGUGACAGAAGAGAAGUCAAAGGCCUCCCACCAUGUGUACCCUAAUCCUACCUCACUGGAUGAUGAUGAAUGGCUAAGACCGAUUAUGAAAAAGGAUAAACAAGUUCAAGUGCACUGGGGAUACUAUCCUGAUAGCUAUGAUACCUGGAUUCCAGCCUCUGAUUUAGAUGCAGAUGUAGAAGAUGCUCCCAUCCCAGAGAAGCCAUGGAAAGUUCAUGCCAAGUGGAUCAUGGAUACGGAUGUAUUUAAUGAAUGGAUGAAUGAGGAAGACUAUGAGGUUGAUGAAAACAAGAAGGUGUCUAUUUUCCGCCAGAGAAUCUCAUUAAAAAAUGAGGAGGCUGUGCGAAGUCCUGAGAGGAAGGAGCGAAAGCCUGUUGGAAGUGUUAAAAAAAGAAAGCGCUCUCCUUCGCCUCCAGCAUCUGAAUCUAAAAGGAAAUCUGGCAAGAAAGGUCCAGGUGGUCUGUAUGGUAAGCGGCGAGGACAGAAAGAAGAUGAUGAACAAGAGGACCUCACAAAGGAUAUGGAGGACCCAACCCCUGUCCCAAACAUGGAAGAAGUGCUGCUCCCAAAGAAUGUAAACCCUAAGAAGGACAGUGAACACACACCUGUAAAGGGAGGAGUGGUUGCAGACCUUGAUGAACAAGAGGAAGAGACCGUUGCUGCUAGUGGAAAGGAAGAUGAAGACCCCAGCAGGGGAGAUCAGAGCAGAAUGAUGGACAAUGGUGAAGAUAAUGUGACUGAGCAGACAAACCACAUCAUCAUUCCCAGUUAUGCAGCAUGGUUUGACUAUAACAGCAUUCACGUGAUUGAGCGCCGAGCCCUUCCAGAAUUCUUCAAUGGAAAGAAUAAAUCAAAGACGCCAGAGAUAUACCUGGCCUACCGCAACUUUAUAAUAGACACAUACCGGCUGAACCCACAAGAAUAUCUGACGAGCACAGCUUGCCGGAGGAACCUUAGUGGAGAUGUCUGUGCUGUAAUGAGGGCUCAUGCUUUUCUAGAGCAGUGGGGUCUGGUGAAUUACCAGGUGGAUGCAGAUUCACGGCCUAUGGCUAUGGGCCCACCCCCAACUCCUCACUUUAACGUGCUUGCUGAUACUCCCUCUGGCCUGGUACCUGUACAUAUGAGGACUCCACAGAUACCUCCUGCCCAGCAGAUGCUUAAUUUCCCAGAAAAAAUGAAAGAGAAGCCAACCGACCUCCAAAACUUUGGCUUACGGACAGAAAUCUAUUCAAAGAAGACUUUAGCCAAGAGUAAAUCUGCCAGUGCUGGGAGAGAGUGGACAGAACAGGAAACUCUGCUGCUCCUAGAGGCCCUCGAAAUGUACAAAGAUGAUUGGAAUAAAGUGUCUGAGCACGUUGGAAGUCGGACUCAGGAUGAAUGCAUCCUUCACUUCCUCAGGCUCCCUAUUGAAGAUCCCUACCUGGAGAAUUCAAAUUCCUCUCUGGGACCCCUCGCCUUCCAGCCUGUUCCAUUCAGCCAGUCAGGCAAUCCUGUUAUGAGUACUGUGGCCUUUCUUGCGUCCGUUGUCGAUCCAAGGGUUGCGGCAGCUGCUGCCAAAGCUGCUUUAGAGGAGUUUUCACGAGUACGGGAGGAGGUGCCACUGGAGCUGGUGGAGGCUCACAUUAAAAAAGUGCAAGAAGCAGCCAGAGCUCUUGGGAAAGUGGAUCCAAACUUUGGUCUGGAAAGCAGCUGUAUAGCAGGCACUGCACCCGAGGAGCCGGAGAAGCCAGAGAAGCCAGAGAGGCCUGCUGAUGCUCCUGAAGAGGAGAAGAUGGAGACUGAAGCGGCUGAACCUGCUCAGCAGGAGAAAGUAAAUAAUGAGGUUAAAACUGAAAAGGAAAGUGAAGCAGAGAGUUGUGAGAAACCAGAAGCAGAGAAGAAGCCUGUGGAAGAAGAUGCAGAGUCUGCAGAUAAACAGAAAGCACCAGAGGAUGACGCUGAAGACAAAGAGAAUGAAUCCACAAAGGAAGCCGACCCCGCAAAGAAGAAAGCAGAGAAUGAUCUCUGUGAGGCUAAUGUGGCAAUGGCCGCGGCCGCUGCUUUGGCUUCUGCAGCCACAAAGGCAAAGCAUCUGGCAGCAGUGGAAGAACGUAAAAUCAAGUCUCUGGUGGCUUUGUUAGUAGAAACGCAGAUGAAGAAACUAGAGAUCAAGCUGAGGCAUUUUGAAGAACUUGAGACCAUCAUGGACAGAGAAAAGGAAGCUCUGGAACAACAAAGGCAACAGCUUCUCAAUGAGCGUCAGAACUUCCACAUGGAACAGCUGAAAUAUGCUGAGAUGAGAGCCAGACAACAACUCGAACAGCAGCAGCAGCAGCAGCAACACAGCCAGAACACUCAGCCCCAAGGGGGACCUGCGGGGCCCAACAUGGGUCAUGUAGGAGCCCCUAACCUUCCUGGAAUGAUGGGCCACCAACCACAACAGCAGCCUCCUCCAUAUGGGGUUCACCAUCAGAUGCCUCCUCCACACCCAGCACAGCCAGGUCAGAUGCCGGGUUCCAUGAUGACUGGACCUCCCAUGCCAGGCCGCAUGAUGCCUAACAUACAUCCACCUCCUUCUGGUAUGCCCGCUAUGCCUGGCACUAUGAUGGGAUCACGCCCCCCCAUGGCACCUAACGGCAUGUAUCCCGGCCCCCCACCACCACCGCAGCAGCCGCCUCCCCCUACGGACGGCCAGACUCCUCCUCCCACUGCACCAUAGAUUAACCACUCGUCCAAGUACUUUUAACCCUGCGAAGAACAUUGUCCCCGACUGACUGGUUUUUGUAUUCGAGUGAUGUGUUUUUAUACCGUCUCCCUCUGUUUAAUCUCAAUAUUUGCCCCAAUGAAAUGCGCAACUUCUUCAUCCACAAAUAUAUUCUUUUUAUUCUAUUCUUUAACUAUUUAAAGGAGCGGGCAGAGCUCGUGUCCAUUCUUAUUUUUUGGGGUCUGGACUUGUUUAUUUUUUCUUGAUUGGGAUUCCCCUUUUAUGAUUAAAGGGGAACUAUCAUGAAAAUAAAAAUUUAAU